Messenger RNA from Temnothorax curvispinosus, 1904 nucleotides. RefSeq lists its product as uncharacterized. Bases 61 to 264 code for a protein of 67 amino acids. NCBI's taxonomy places the organism in Eukaryota, Metazoa, Arthropoda, Insecta, Hymenoptera, Formicidae. The transcript has 2 exons. The record is from RefSeq and is a predicted model, not a curated record.
AAUAAUAAAUAAUAUCUAAUUUUAUUCUUUCAGGAUACACAAGGAAGCUGCAGUAACGAGAUGCAUUCGACCUAUGCCGCGCUAUACGCUUUCCGAUUGUCACUGAAUCAGGCAGCCAGUCCAGCUUUAUACAGGGCUAGGAGCUUCGAUCGUGGCAUGGCGACAUCCGCAGUCUUCCUCGCAACCCUCGGACUGUCGAUGAGCAUGUUCUCGUUGAAACAGAUGCAGUCGUCGCGCCAACGUCGUCUGCGAAGGCUCUGCUAGAAAUCCCCCCAUCGCGAUCGUAAUUCAUCAACAAUCAAAAUCAACAGUCAACUUGAAGAAAUGAGUCCAUCAGUCGUGAAAACGUGCCUGCGCGACAGUUCAUCCCAGUGGGCGACGUUAUUCUGAAGUCAACAAUGCGGCGUAUGUCGGGUUGAGCUAUACCUCCACGUCUAGAAUGAGAGUUUUGCGGUUUGUACCUAUGUCGUAUCAGGCAAUUUGCAAUUGCGUAUAAAUUUCGCGGCACGUUCCUCUAUUGGAGCGCGAACGACUUGUACGUCUGAAGAAUCAUGUCCUCGAUUCGUAGACGCGCUUGCAAGACCGCGCGCUUCAAUCACGUGGAAUUCAGCACUUGGUACAGACAGGGAUUGCAAACGCGAUGGGAAAUAUAGAACAUAGACUGGAAUGUGAACUCUAUUCUGGAAGAAAACGGGAUAAAUGAGAUGGAGAAUUUCAACUUGUCCUUUUCUGUGCUUUUCGAGAACAAUUGAAUACAUUGACCAAUCAAAAGUUCGCUAAACAGAAAUGGAAACAGAGCAACCCGUUUUUUUUCUUCUUGGUACCCGGGCGCUAGCGUGGGAGUUCACAUUUCAGUACAGUAUAUAGUCCAUUGGAUUUUCGUCGAAGACAGCAUCGGCUUCGAGCAAGACGUGUACGCUUCGUGAGUCCGCGAAUAUGUAAUAGCUUCUUCUCCCCCUAGAAACGAUAGCUCAUCUCAUCAAAAGGGAGAGAUUCUAGUCGUGCGAGUAAACGAGAAACGGUGCAGCGAAUGCGACGGCAAUUCUUUUCCAGGAAAACUUUCGCUAGCGAUUGAUAUAUCAGAGGAUUUUUGCGUUACUUUGCACCACGACUUAGCUUAGUUUUAUCGAUUAUUUAAUAGUUCCUUCUGGCGCACAGUCGCGAUUGCUGAUGCAUCGUAACUCGAUUUCAUGAUAUAUCGCACGCCAUUUCUUUAAUACUGAAUCGAUUAAGGGGAAAAAUUACACCGAGGAAUGACAUUAAAGGGUUAACUAUAUUCAUAAAAACCAUAUUUAAACAAUCAAGGAUUAAGACUAAAUUUUCUGUUAUCACUAUGCUCAAAGAGAUGGGUUUUAUAAAUUAGUUCUGAUCGAAAGUUUUCCUCGAAAAGACAGCCUCGCUGCGAACGAGGGCGAGCCAAAGAGUUUCGCUGAACUGAAACAAGCGAACUUAGUUGAGGUUUUUAACGUUAUUAGAUAGACUCGGGUCGUAACUUGACGUUCAUCAAUCAUAUAUCGUUGAUAAUGCUCAUCUCGUCUUUGUCCCCGUAAAGUCGAGUUAUUUGAAUUAGUCGUUGAACCUGAAGCAUAAGUGGCACAUGUAGAUUGUACGCAUAUGUACUGCAGUUGUUCAUCGCAAAUCUCUUCGCGACGUAAUCGCCUAAAACCCUAUUAAACCCUCCUCGGUGCUUUUGACAAAUUAAAAUAUUCUAGUGCAAUUUUUCUCCCUUGCUAUUCGACACUAUUUUUUUCAUUUUACGCGACAAACAUACCGUGCUGUAAUUAUCACAAAAAUAUACAAUGUAUUCUGUCAACAUUAUACGAAUCUGUGUAUUAGGAUGUAUUAGUGCCAUCUCAGAGCAUUUGUAAGGUCAUUGUUUUUAAUAAAAAUGUUGAUUCAAUUAA